Cololabis saira (Pacific saury) is the source of this 1417-nucleotide messenger RNA. It is a transcript of the gene ccr10, whose product is annotated as chemokine (C-C motif) receptor 10. Gene Ontology annotation, biological process: immune response; G protein-coupled receptor signaling pathway. Gene Ontology annotation, cellular component: membrane. NCBI's taxonomy places the organism in Eukaryota, Metazoa, Chordata, Actinopteri, Beloniformes, Belonidae. The coding region runs from base 1 to 1128 and encodes 375 amino acids. The transcript has a single exon. Gene Ontology annotation, molecular function: G protein-coupled receptor activity. The record is from RefSeq and is a predicted model, not a curated record.
AUGGCGUGCGAUUACAACUUCACUGAUCCUGAUGACUGUUCAAACUGCAGCAACAUCUCAGAUGUGAUGACGUGUGAUGACGACUGGUGUGGGCCUGAUGAGCAACAGGAGGCCAUCAUCAAAAUCUUCCAGACAUGUAUUUUCUGUGUGAUCUUCUUGCUGGGCGUAGUGGGAAACGGCCUAGUGAUCGCCACCUUUGGUCUGUACGGUCGCCUCCAUCUUCGCUCCUCAACUGAUGUCUUCCUGUUCCACCUGGCUCUGGCUGACUUCCUCCUGCUCUUUACACUGCCGUUGCAGGCUGUCGACACUCACCUGGGCUGGAUCUUUUAUGUUCCUCUCUGCAAAGCUACACGUGCAAGCUAUGCCAUCAACACAUACAGCGGGUUGCUGCUGCUGGCCUGCAUCAGCGUUGACCGCUACAUGAUGGUGGCCCGGGCCCAAGAGAUGAUGCGGCUGCGCAGUCAGACAUUAAGAGCUGGGAAAGUGGCUGCUGUAGGUGUAUGGCUGUUUGCAUUUCUCCUUAGCCUACCUGAAAUCCUCUUCUCUGGAGUGUCAGUGUCCCCUAGUGGAGCAUAUUGUGGCAUGCAAAAGAGAGGGGAGGUCAAGAUGGCAACCAACGGAGCCAUCAUUGGCGUCUUCUGCCUGUCCCUUCUCAUUAUGGUGAUCUGUUAUACUAUGAUCGCUCAGGUUCUAUUGGAAGGACAUGCACACCGCAGAGGGAAACAGUGGCGUCAGCAGCGUACCGUAAAGCUGAUGGUGGCUCUGGUGUUGGUGUUUCUGGCAUUCCAGCUGCCUUACACGGUGGUGCUGUCUCGCAAAAUAAUGGGAGAGUUCUGUGGUCUGUUGUUGGAAUACAUCACCUGCACUCUGGCGUACACUCGCUGUUGCCUAAACCCCAUCCUGUAUGCCCUGGUUGGUGUGCGCUUCCGGAAGGACGUGCUGCAGCUCUUCCAUGACUCAGGCUGCGCAUGUAGGCGCCAGCUGGGGCCACUGAGAUCCACCUCCACCUGCCAGUCCUCACCGGCUCUCACAGUGCUCUCAGCUAGCUCUCCAACAUCUCCAGAAUGUGUCUGCUCCAGCCAUGACCCAGUGCCUUCCACCAAGUUUUGCUUUCCAGAAAGCAAAUAAAGGCCAAUGAUUGGAUGAGGAGCUGUGUGGCUGUGUAUUCAGUUUUGUUGCCUUCAACAGGAUAUACAGUCAUCAAAAUGAAAACAAAAAAAGGCAAAUGAUCAAGGCUCAAUAUUUAGGUGUCAUCCCCGCAUACUAUCCGUAUGAUAGUGUCUGUUCAGUACUGCUUAGACAGCUGCCACAAAAAGUCAGACUGAAGCAAAAGAAGUACCUGUUCUAAUUUGACUUAUUUGAUUUCUAUUCCCAGAGUCUGAACUAAACACAGAGAAUCAAAGUCUCUCCCAGAAAU